Oncorhynchus masou masou (cherry salmon) is the source of this 1065-nucleotide messenger RNA. It is a transcript of the gene rho, whose product is annotated as rhodopsin. Gene Ontology annotation, cellular component: photoreceptor outer segment; plasma membrane. The transcript has a single exon. Gene Ontology annotation, biological process: visual perception; G protein-coupled receptor signaling pathway; cellular response to light stimulus. The record is from RefSeq and is a predicted model, not a curated record. Gene Ontology annotation, molecular function: G protein-coupled photoreceptor activity. The coding region runs from base 1 to 1065 and encodes 354 amino acids. Lineage: Eukaryota; Metazoa; Chordata; Actinopteri; Salmoniformes; Salmonidae.
AUGAACGGCACAGAGGGACCAGAUUUCUACGUCCCUAUGUCCAAUGCUACUGGCAUUGUUAGGAACCCCUAUGAAUACCCCCAGUACUACCUUGUCAGCCCAGCGGCGUACUCACUCAUGGCUGCCUACAUGUUCUUCCUCAUCCUCACCGGCUUCCCCAUCAACUUCCUCACACUCUACGUCACCAUCGAGCACAAAAAGCUGAGGACCGCCCUGAACUACAUCCUGCUGAACCUGGCUGUGGCCGAUCUCUUCAUGGUAAUCGGAGGCUUCACCACUACGAUGUACACCUCCAUGCAUGGCUAUUUCGUCUUUGGAAGAACGGGCUGCAACAUCGAGGGAUUCUUUGCUACUCAUGGUGGUGAGAUUGCCCUGUGGUCCCUGGUUGUCCUGGCUAUUGAGAGGUGGUUGGUCGUCUGCAAACCUAUUAGCAACUUCCGCUUCAGUGAGACCCAUGCCAUCAUGGGCGUGGCCUUUACCUGGGUCAUGGCUGCUGCUUGCUCCGUGCCCCCUCUGCUUGGCUGGUCCCGCUAUAUCCCCGAAGGCAUGCAGUGCUCAUGUGGAAUUGACUACUACACACGCGCCCCUGACAUCAACAAUGAGUCCUUUGUCAUCUACAUGUUCGUUGUCCACUUUAUGAUUCCCCUGUUCAUCAUCUCCUUCUGCUACGGCAACCUGCUCUGCGCUGUCAAGGCAGCUGCCGCCGCCCAGCAGGAGUCUGAGACCACCCAGAGGGCUGAGAGGGAAGUGACCCGCAUGGUCAUCAUGAUGGUCGUCUCCUUCCUAGUGUGCUGGGUGCCCUACGCCAGCGUGGCCUGGUAUAUCUUCUGCAACCAGGGAUCAGAGUUCGGCCCCGUCUUCAUGACAAUUCCGGCAUUCUUUGCCAAGAGUUCGUCCCUGUACAACCCUCUCAUCUACGUGUUGAUGAACAAGCAGUUCCGUAACUGCAUGAUCACCACCCUGUGCUGUGGGAAGAACCCCUUCGAGGAGGAGGAGGGAGCCUCCACCACUGCCUCCAAGACCGAGGCCUCCUCCGUGUCCUCCAGCUCCGUGGCUCCUGCAUAA